CUUUCCUGCGGUAUGUGCAGUAUGAUAUGAGUCCUGUCGUAGUGGGUAUAGAAACCGAUCAGGACGCCUCGCAUAGUUGCGAUUAGUAAGCACAAUAUGCCUCACACGUGACAUGUUCCAUUGAUCGCCUUCUUCUGUGGAGCUUCACUUUGCAGACUCCACGAUCCUUCUGCGUUCUCCGACAAUGCCUGUGACAUAGCCUUCAUCAACUUAGCGCCUCAUCAAGUCGAUCCAUACAGUUUUACAAAUCCUCUCCUCGACAUGGCGCGCUCUUCCGCCAUCGUCCAAGAAUAUGCCCCCCCGCCACCGUCAACACAGACUUUGACAGUUGACCGCAAAGUGUUGUUCGAACGCCAGCAAAAUGCCAUCCCUCGACCCAGCGGCUAUCGCGUUUCCUGGCACGCCAACCCUGAUGUCGAACCGCAUCAUUUUGGCUCCUCUCACCCCAUGAAGCCAUGGCGAUUGACCUUGACCAAGCAGCUAGUCAUGGCCUACGGCAUGCACCACGCUAUGGAUCUGUACCUGGCCCGCGCUGCCACUUACGAAGAACUGGCUGAAUUCCACCAUACGGAUUACCUGGAUUUUCUGCAGCAGGUGAUGCCAGGUGAUAUGGAGAAGCCAGAAAAGAGUGAGAGCAUCGUCAAGUACAACUUUGGUGACGACUGCCCCAUCUUCAACGGGCUGUAUGAAUACUGCUCCCUCUACGCCGGGGGGAGUCUGGAUGCAGCGCGCAAACUCUGUAACAAUCAGUCUGAAAUUGCGAUCAACUGGUCUGGUGGUUUACACCAUGCGAAGAAGGGCGAAGCCAGCGGGUUCUGUUAUGUCAACGACAUCGUCCUAGGCAUCCUGCAGCUGCUCCGCCACCACCCGCGGGUGAUGUAUGUCGACAUCGACGUACACCAUGGCGACGGUGUUGAGCAGGCUUUUUGGUCCACAGACCGUGUGCUCACUGUCUCGUUUCACAAAUAUGAUAAGGAUAAUUUCUUCCCCGGCACCGGGGCACGAGAUAGCACGGGCCCUUCACAUCCGCUCAACCCAGGAGCCCACCAUGCUCUCAAUGUACCCCUGCAUGACGGCAUCGACGACAAAUCCUACAUCCAGCUCUUCAAGGAUAUUGUCGGUCCCUGCAUAGAGACGUACAAACCCGGUGCCAUAGCCUUGCAAUGUGGCGCCGACAGCCUCGGUUGCGACCGACUUGGCUGCUUCAACCUCAAUGUCGGCGCACACGGCGCUUGCGUUGCCUACGUGAAAACCUUCAAUCUUCCACUCCUUGUCGUUGGAGGUGGUGGAUACACCCCGCGAAAUGUCUCGCGCGCCUGGGCCCACGAAACAUCCAUCCUCCUCGACGCUGCAGACCUCAUCGAUCCCAACAUCCCCGAGACUGUCACCUUCCGUAACCACUUUGGUCCUGAUUACUCUCUCUUCCCGCCACUAUCCGAGAUGCGAAAGCUUGACAACAAGAAUUCCCGCGCAUAUCUGAACGGCCUUGUUCAAUCUGUCAGAGAGCAGCUGCGCUACAUCCGUGGCGCGCCCAGCGUCCAAAUGAGCUUCAUCCCCCCUGAUAUUCUCGGUCUCCGGGAAGACGUCGAGAAGGAGAUCGAAGAGGAAACCGCUCUGCUGGAAGAAGAAAAAGAGGAAAGGGAGGCUGCCGGUGCGAGUGCCCCUGCUGCUGCGUCCGCUGUCGCCGCCGCGGCACGAUCCGGUGUACGCGGUCAUCGACGGCGAGAUUUAGAAAGAGGAGCUGGUCAUAAGGGGGAGCUAUAUUCAUGAUUCCCCUUGCUCCUCUUUUAACUUUGAUUUGUUUGCUUGUUCCUAUCUCAAAAAUCCGGUACAUAAAACUGAUUUCACCUUGGUUGGUCUGAUACUGGGAGUGUAUGGCGCUAUGAGGAAGGGGGGAAAGCAGAUGGAACAUAUACCCUUUAUUGAUACAUGGAGUACUAUAUCAGAGUUCAUCAAUGCAAAUACUUCUAGGAUGAAAGGGUUCUCAUAAUUUAUUUAGAUGCAAUUGGUAUCUGGUUUCGUAAGAGAUUAAGUGUACAG
Messenger RNA from Monascus purpureus, 2040 nucleotides. NCBI's taxonomy places the organism in Eukaryota, Fungi, Ascomycota, Eurotiomycetes, Eurotiales, Aspergillaceae. The record is from the annotation of a GenBank genome assembly.